Rubroshorea leprosula is the source of this 479-nucleotide messenger RNA. NCBI's taxonomy places the organism in Eukaryota, Viridiplantae, Streptophyta, Magnoliopsida, Malvales, Dipterocarpaceae. The record is from the annotation of a GenBank genome assembly.
AUUCACUCUCCCUUGGCAAAAUGAACAAACAGUUAAUAGUUCAAUUCCGCAACCGAUCAAAAGUUCGAAACGGAAGUGAACGCGUUCGCCUGAGCAGCAAGAGACGGAGAGAGUACAGUCUGGUGAUGCGGCAGGUAGUAGCACUGUUGAAGGAGCAAUCGCAUGUGAUGGUCAGAUUGUUGGUAUCGUCUUGGCUCAGAGAAGUUCCGGUGCAUGGUUCGCCGCUGAUAUUCCAGGAAUUCGGCGGCGUCUGUAUGUCCCAUUGUUCGAAAAUUGAGUUCAAUGCUCUCACUGCAUCCAAAUUCAAGAAACGUCAAAAUGUUUCUUGUGUUUUUCAGGUUUUAGAGGCAGCUGAGCUGAUUUAAUUUUUUUUUUUGGGUUUUCAUCCGGUAUCCAGGUUUCGCCACGAAUACUCAAAACUGUAUCAGUUGUGCCGUACAGAAUGGUGGUGAGUCUCCCAAUAAAAACUGCUACAUACA